AGGCAGCUGCCUCAGUAGUGUGCGAACUGUCUAGCCAAACAGUGGUGAAUGGGAGCCUAUUCUCAACCCUCAUGCAUUUCCCACCCAAUCUGAGUUAGUGGUUUUUAAGAUAAACCGUUUGGUUGAGGAGCCAGGUCGAGUGUUUGUGUUGCCUCCCGCGUCGGGAUCUGACGAAAUACCUGCAUAAUGUUCAAAUAUCUGGCCGCGGCCAAGGUAUUAAAGAAACACAAUGCACAGGUGGAUAAUGCGGUGUUCCACCUGCAUUAUCGUGUGACGUUUGUGGUAUUUGUAAUAUCCGGGGCACUGGUCACUGCCAAGGAGUUCAUUGGUGCCCCCAUCCAGUGCAUCUCCAAGUCACUACCCACCAAUGUCCUUAAACCUUUGCUUCAUUAUCCACUUUGGUUACUAGCAUACAAGCCUUGGGAUGUGUCAGGGGUCGAUGCCCUCGUCUCAGGCCCUGACCAGGCUUCCAUGGUGGAUCACAGGAUGGGUAUGUGGUUCUUCGUGUGUGAGGCACUGUGCCUGGUGGUGGCAGUGGGUAACAUAUACUUCACUGACCUCUUCCUGGGUGGCACCUUCAUGAAGUAUGGAACUGAGGUCAUCAACUUCCCUGAUAUGGACCCUGAGAACCGUGUUGACCCUAUGACACGCAUCUUUCCCCGUGUCACUAAGUGUACCUUCAGGUGA
Cherax quadricarinatus is the source of this 687-nucleotide messenger RNA. The record is from RefSeq and is a predicted model, not a curated record. NCBI's taxonomy places the organism in Eukaryota, Metazoa, Arthropoda, Malacostraca, Decapoda, Parastacidae.